UCUGAUGUUCGAGCAGGCAAGCGAAGAAAUGCGCGUUCUCACUUCCGUCGCGUUGGAUCAGUUAUCGGAGCAACUCGCGCUCGGGAAAAUGGCCCACGACAUGAGCCCGCCGCGGAAUGCUUUUGUGGAAGAAGCUGUGCAGGCACCUGCAGAGACGGUCGAUGUUAAAGUCGCGGCGCCAGCGAGCCCGUUUCCCGCAGUGGCAGAUCUCGUGGAGGACAUGGAAAAGGAUUUAGACGAUAAGGAGGCGCAGGCGCGGGCGAAGAUAUUGGGCAUGCUGGGGGAACUGAUCGAGGCAGAGGCGGACAUGGUCCGCCUGGCAUUCAGCGCGGCGCCAGGCGAUGCGCCAUAGCCACGCAUUGCGUAUUUUGCGCGCAAUAGCGCGCCGGGACCACGUGCCCGCGCGCUGCCCGCGACGCCAUUCCGCGGCAAUGGCGGCGGAACGCCCUGGGG
Molecule: messenger RNA, 453 nt
Organism: Prorocentrum cordatum
Lineage: Eukaryota; Dinophyceae; Prorocentrales; Prorocentraceae
Source: the annotation of a GenBank genome assembly